AUGAGCUUUAAAGGUUUGACAUUUUUGGGUGUGGUGGGGGUACCAGACACAAUGUCGAGCGGAAAAAAUCAAAAACAGACCAAGGAAGAUUAUCUAGUUACUCAAAUACUACUUCAGCUCACGAUCGGAGACCUCCUGAAAG
Messenger RNA from Cetraspora pellucida, 142 nucleotides. NCBI's taxonomy places the organism in Eukaryota, Fungi, Glomeromycota, Glomeromycetes, Diversisporales, Gigasporaceae. The record is from the annotation of a GenBank genome assembly.